This is a messenger RNA of Amphibalanus amphitrite, 2936 nucleotides long. Its product is annotated as vacuolar protein sorting-associated protein 33B-like. Gene Ontology annotation, biological process: intracellular protein transport; vesicle-mediated transport. Gene Ontology annotation, cellular component: CORVET complex; lysosome. The coding region runs from base 222 to 2141 and encodes 639 amino acids. The transcript has 7 exons. The record is from RefSeq and is a predicted model, not a curated record. NCBI's taxonomy places the organism in Eukaryota, Metazoa, Arthropoda, Thecostraca, Balanomorpha, Balanidae.
AGUUGCUAUGCAACUUGUCGUCGAACAGCAACUGGGACCUGAGUUUCAAACAUAAAUUAUACAUGUCCUGUGAAACACUGGCGAAAGGCGAAACGUGUAAACUUCGAGAAAAAGAGUUUAUUUGGGUGUAACUUGACUCUGGCUCUUAGUACCUUAGUUAGCGGCUCAUAUCAGUGUAACAUCAUUUUUGACUGUAGUCGCCCACCAGCCGUGCAGCCACAAUGUCCAUACAGGCUCUGAGUGGGGAGAUGCUGCACCACCUCUCCAGAGACCAGCUGGUGCAUGUCCUGGAGACCAUACAUGGAACCAAAGAUAUCUACAUUGACCCUGUGCUCAUGAAGCCACUGGAUAGGGUCGCUGGUGCCACUCUGCUCAGAAACCAUGGUGUGGACAAGAUUUUCAAGUUGGAGCGUGCGGCGCCGCCGAUGUCCGGGCGCCACCGUGUGUAUUUGGUCCGGCCGAACCUUGUACUGGUCAAAUACAUCUGUGAUCAAAUCAACAGCAAUGCGGACGAUACUGGCGGCGGAGGACGCGGUCAGGUCCACAUCGUGUUCACGCCCAAGAUUCUGCACGCGUGCCGCCACCUGCUCGAAGAGGAGGGCGUGCUGGGAGUCGCCGAGCUGCACCAGUACGCUCUGGACUUUGUGGCGCUGGACGCCGACCUCUGGAGCCUGGAGAUGCCCGAGCUGUACCGCGACUUUUUCCUGGACGGAUGCACGGCGCUGCUGGAACCGGUGGCCCGCGCCGUCUGGAGGCUUCAGUCGCUCUGCGGACUGAUACCGCGUAUUCACGCGCACGGACGAGCCGCCCAACAGGUGGUCUCUCUGCUGGAGUUUUUCCGCUCGGAGCUGGGCGAGCCGCGGGUCACUGAGCCGGAGGUCGGACACCUAGUGGUGCUGGACCGAGACGUGGACUCUGCAGCAGCCCUGCUCUCUCAGCUGACCUACGCCGGCAUCGUGGACGAGACGUUCGGCGUUAAGUGCGGGGUGCUGGAGCUGGGAACUGAUGUGACCGGGACUGAGAAGAGUGUGAAACUGAUGCUGCACAGCAAGGAUGAGGUGUACCGGGACAUCCGUGACCGUCACUUUUCGGCCGUGUUUCCCGUGCUGCGCCAGCGCGCCAAGCAGCUACAGCAGGCACACUCCAAACGUCAGGAGAUGAGUGUCGAACAGAUGAAGGGCUUCAUACAGAGUCAGCUGCGCGAGGUACAGGCGCAGCACAUGUCUUUGGGCACGCACAUCGGCGCCUGUGAGGCCAUCAUGAAGCGCAAGACGCGCUCGUUCGAGGAGCAGCUGCGGGCCGAGCACAGUAUCGUCGACGGCCUGGACAUGCGGGAGAACCUGGCGUUCAUCGAGCAGAACUUGGCGCGCCAGUCGCCGCCGCUGGCCACCCUGCGGCUCAUGUGCCUGUACUCGAUCGCCCAGGGCGGAGUGCCCAGCCGCGAGUACCAGUCGCUGGUCACGCAGUUUGUGCAGAGCCACGGCUUCCACCACCUGGUGACGCUGCACAACCUGAAGCGGCUGGGACUGUUCACCGAGCAGGCGGGCGGGUUCGGCUCGGGGUCGGCGCCCGGGCCGCCGUCGGCCGUGGGAGACGGACAGCACGGACGGAGCGGAUCGCUCGGUGGUGGCGCCGCCACUCGGCUGCUCUCCCAACUACCGGCCGGCGUGCUCGGCGGCGGCCGACAGACGGCGCAGCUGGCUCAAAAAGUGGCGCAGAGCGUCAACCUGGCGCGCCAGAGCGCCUUCAAGACGGUGACGCGGAAACUGGCGCUGAUCCCGGAGUCGUCCGACAACUACGACCUGCGCACGCCGCCGGACGCGGGGUACGUAUUCAGCGGCGCGUACAUCCCGGUCUCGUGCGCCCUGCUGCGGCUGCUGCUGGUGGAGGGCUCGUGGGGCGCGGCGGCCGAGGCGGCGCUGCGCCUGCUGCCCGGGGAGACGGUGCGCCGGCGGCAGACAGACGCCGAGCCGCCGCGGGUGGUGCUGCUACUGCUGCUGGGCGGUGUGACGAUGGCCGAGGUGGCCGGACUGCAGCAGGUGGCGCGCGCCCUCUCGCACCGGCUGGUGGUGCUGACCACGGCCGUCGUCACCGGUAACACGCUGCUGGAGGGCGUGGCGCGUGACAGGGCCGCCGUCUGACCGGCCGGCGAGGGUGGACGUAUGCACUAGCUGCCUUUCAGUCUCGCCUGUGAUGGGGCUGAACGGCUGGCAUAUACGAGGGUCAAAUCCUGGUAGGACUUCAGUGUGGCAUUACCCUGCACAUGUGAUGCGUGACCUAUGCCGUGCCCGGAAGGAUGGCCAUCCUGCGGUACUGUUUCGGCUGUGACGCCAGGGAACGUUCAAGUACCGGACCCGGAACGCCCGCUGCCAUUUAAGUAGUAAAUGGUGCGCCGAUUAUAAGGCCAAAGUGCUCCCCAGACGAGUUUUAAAAGGGGCCAUCAGCUCAUACAAAACACGUCUUCCCGGGGGUUGUGCUUCGUGGCGAAUACGGAACUAUUUGGGAAUGUUGUGCUAGUCGUUUUGACUAGUGCUUGGGAGUGUCACCGUAUCAAAUGAAUGCUAAUUAUAACUUGGCGUUGGUUAUUCCACUCACCAUUCCAUCUGUAAUGAUCUCAUCCUCUCAUUUUUGUUGAAUUGUAUGUUCGUUGACCGCCAAUUUAAUGUGUGGAUGUUGCAGUCAUGCUACGACUAAUUGUCUUUGUUGAGAUUGUCAUUGAAAGUAAUGUUUGUUCUCUAAACUGGUUGUUUUGGUGUUAUUUGAUUAUUAUGACGUGCCAGUGUGGUUAAACUGUUGUGUGAUAAGAUAAAUGUUCUAGGUCAAUUUCAAUGUUUCCGUUGCUUUAGACUGUUUGCGGGGUAAAUGCUAAUUAUUAUACCUAUUUCAAUAUUUGUGGUGUGAUAUUUAUCUGGGCAAUACAAGUACAACUGCGUUAU